This is a messenger RNA of Galeopterus variegatus (Sunda flying lemur), 2274 nucleotides long. RefSeq names its product proline-rich AKT1 substrate 1. The record is from RefSeq and is a predicted model, not a curated record. The transcript has 5 exons. Gene Ontology annotation, biological process: negative regulation of TOR signaling; negative regulation of protein kinase activity; neurotrophin TRK receptor signaling pathway. NCBI's taxonomy places the organism in Eukaryota, Metazoa, Chordata, Mammalia, Dermoptera, Cynocephalidae. The coding region runs from base 513 to 1343 and encodes 276 amino acids. Gene Ontology annotation, cellular component: cytoplasm.
CUGGGGACGAAGCAGUCAGAGGACUUUCUGAGUCACCGUCGAAAGAGGGCCGAGCCGCCAUUUUGAAGCUGGGCAAAACGAAGCAAGAAAUGCUGCCAUAUUGGAUGUUGCCAGCAUUGGUGCUGGGGCGGUGGGGGGUUAGGUUGGAGGAAGAGAGAACCCUUAUUUAUUAUGGGCAGAUGAAGCCAGGCCGCUGCCAUGUCGUUAAUGGUCACCACUUUGCUCGAUCUCUGUUGAAGAAGUUGAUUAUGGGCGAGGGACGUUGGGUCGCUUGCCUUAGUAUACUAUGGUUAUGAGUGAGCAUAUGCGGAGGGCCACAUUACUUGGGGUCAGAUCGAAAUGGUCUAGGCUUGUUGCGCAAACUGAAGCCUUUCUUUCGCCAUCUUUCUUACGAUCACUCUGCUGUCGCCGUUCCCCACUGAUCCUGAUGAAGCCCCUGUGGCUGCCAUUUUGGUCUCCGGAGGCCCAGAUGAGGGAGGGGUAGCUACGCGGAAGUGACGCAAGACACCGCCAUGUCCUUUGAGGGCGGCGACGGCGCUGGACCGGCCAUGCUGGCUACGGGCACGGCGUGGAUGGCGUCGGGGCGCCCUGAGGAGCUGUGGGAGGCCGUGGUGGGGGCCGCUGAGCGCUUCCGGGCCCAGACGGGCACGGAGCUGGUGCUGCUGACUGCUGCCCCACCACCGCCACCCCGUCCGGGCCCCUGUGCUUAUGCAGCCCACGGCCGGGGGGCCCUGGCAGAGGCUGCCCGCCGCUGCCUUCAUGACAUCGCCCUGGCCCACAGGGCUGCCGCUGCUGCCCGGCCCCCAGUGGUCCCCCCAGCACCACAGCCACCCAGUCCCGCACCGAGCCCACCCCGGCCUACCCUGGCCAGGGAGGAUGAUGAGGAAGAUGAGGAUGAGCCAACAGAGACAGAGACCUCUGUGGAUCGGCUGGGCAUCAGCGAUAAUGGAGGGCUCUUUGUGAUGGAUGAGGAUGCCACCCUCCAGGACCUGCCCCCCUUCUGUGAGUCAGACCCUGAGAGCACAGACGAUGGCAGCCUGAGUGAGGAGACCCCUGCUGGCCCCCCAGCCUACUCAGUGCCCCCAGCCUCAGCCCUGCCCACGCAGCAGUACGCCAAGUCCCUGCCCGUGUCUGUGCCUGUCUGGGCCUUCAAGGAGAAGAGGACAGAGGCUCGAUCAUCAGACGAGGAAAAUGGGCCGCCCUCCUCGCCCGACCUGGACCGCAUCGCAGCGAGCAUGCGCGCGCUGGUGCUGCGGGAGGCGGAGGACACCCAGGUGUUCGGGGACCUGCCGCGGCCUAGGCUCAACACCAGCGACUUCCAGAAGCUGAAACGGAAAUACUGAGGCUCAGGGAGCGAGUUUGCAGGCCCUGGGUCCUCCCAGCACCACACUACACCACCGUCCCUCCCCCGAGGCCCGCCCAUCCGAAUCAGAGCCGGGACCGCCUCCCCCUCCCACCCCGUCCCGUCGCGUCCCUCGGGGCCCCCAGGAUUUACCAGCCCUGCCAAUUCCCGCCGCCCUCCCAACCCACGGCCUUCUGCGCGGAGCAGCGGGAUCUGUCCGGCCCUCCGAUUGGUCCGUUGCCCCUUUGUCCAGCAACAAAUCCUUCGUACGACGGGAUUGGCUGGCUCCCCGGUGGGGCGUGGCUAGCCCUGGUCCCUAAGUGGGCCAGCUCUGUCGUUCUCCUCCCGGCGACGCGGGCUUGGCUCGGGAGGCACUGGCUCCGUCCCGGAAGAGCACAGGCAAGUCCCUGGCUUGGGUGGCGGUGCGCCCUCGGUGGGCGGCUCCUUCGUCUGACUGGCUGAAGCCUGUAAAGGGCCUGACUGACCGGCGUCCUCCCUUCCUUCCUUUUCCCACCAUAUUGGCUCCCGCCCCCCGGGGGCGUGGCCAAGCCGUCCCUUGCCCAGAAUUGGCCUGCGGCCUUCAAUUGACGUUCUUUACACUACUGGGGCUGGGGUCGUUUUUGCCCAAGUCUUGAAAACUUGUCCCCCUGACCCCCUCAGGGAUGGCCCAGUUCGGUCCCUGCCUCCGACACCCCGUCGUUGGUUCAAUCCCACAACAGCCUGCCAAUGGAAACCCGUCCCUGCGUCCGGGACGGCACCAGCUCCCGCUUCUCGUCCCCCUCCCCGUCCCCACAGGUGCCUUAAAGGGCCCUCGUCCACCCAAGGUGGGGGACAGAGGUCCUCACUCUCCGGCCCUGGUGUGGGGGAGAGUGUGGGGGUUGGGGAUCGGGAGUUGGGGCGCUCUGAGAUUAAAGAGUUUUACCUCUGACAAA